ACAAAUGAUUCCUAAUGCUGAAAAUUCUUACUUUACACACUUGUAUCAAUCAACUUGAGUUUUCCAGUGCACUCAGUCAGUCUGAUGCUGUGGUUCAUCCAGUAUGAUCAAUCUUCGAUUGGAGUAUCUGAUUUUCUUCGCUCAUUGUUUAACUUCGAUUGUGAGAGGCCAAAUUCCUGAAGCUCACCCUGAUUCCCUCUUGUCAAUUACGGAACUUUUGGAAAAGAAUGGAUUUCCAGCAGAAAGUCACGACGUGGUCACUCAAGAUGGCUAUAUACUGACAAUCUACAGGGUUCCCCAUGGCAGGGGUGGAUCAGGAGUCAACUCUAAGCCUAUUCUGAUGAUGCAUGGACUUUUCGGAAUGGCAGAAAAUUAUGUCGUUGCUGAAUUGAUGGGUAGCGGCACCAGCAUGGCUGGAUACUUUGCAGAUAGGGGUUACGACGUUUGGCUUGGAAACUCCAGGGGCAACCAACAUGCCCGAAGACACGUCAAAUUGGAUCCUGACAAGUUGAAGUUCUGGAACUUCAGUUACCACGAAAUAGCAGUAUACGACAUAUCUGGGAUGGUGGACCAUAUUCUCAAGACAUCUGGGAAAAAGAAAUUGUACUAUAUCGGACAUUCUCAAGGUGGAACUGUGUUCUACAUCUUAAACUCUAUGAGACCGGAAUACCAAAAGAAGUUCAUUCAAGCAUCCCUUCUGGCACCUGCAGGUUUGAUGAAGCACUUCAAUAACUCCCUUAUGAUGCCACUCGUUAAACGAACACCAAUGAUCGCUAAGAUGGUAGAAAACGCUAAAAUCGGCGAAUUUCCUCCAAAAUGGUUCAACCUAACCGAAUUCAUGUUUGGCGUAUGUACUGAGACGCCUUUAAAGGCCUUAUGUCAAAGUUUUUACCACGUAUUUGCAGGUGGAGACUCCGGUGAAUUCUAUGGGCCAAUGUUGGUUGCAAUAUUACGAUUCUUACCUACUGUAGCUGUUAAACAAGUGAUGCAUUUCAGUCAGAGCAUUCAUUCGGGUCACUUUUCCCAGUGGGAUUAUGGAAAAAAGAAAAAUCUAGAGAUUUAUGGUACUGAAGAACCACCCGAAUACCCUAUACAUCAAAUUCAAGUACCAAUAGCGUUGUACUAUGGACUCGGUGACAAUCUAGUUUUUCCAGGGGAUAUAGAGGAGAUUUGCACCAUAUUACCAAAAUGUACCAAAAAGUACCUCUUACCGAAUCCAAAAUGGACUCAUUUGGAUUUUAUAUUCUCCACCCACUUGAUAAAGGAGCUGAAUGAACCAGUGCUGACUUAUAUGAAUACAUUUAAAGAUGAUGAUUGAUGAAGCAAUAAACAACAAUUCAAAAAC
Messenger RNA from Harmonia axyridis, 1345 nucleotides. RefSeq names its product lipase 1-like. The record is from RefSeq and is a predicted model, not a curated record. NCBI's taxonomy places the organism in Eukaryota, Metazoa, Arthropoda, Insecta, Coleoptera, Coccinellidae. Gene Ontology annotation, biological process: lipid metabolic process. The transcript is spliced from 7 exons. Gene Ontology annotation, molecular function: hydrolase activity, acting on ester bonds. The coding region runs from base 104 to 1318 and encodes 404 amino acids.